AUGGCCUCUACACUGCCCCAAACCAUGGAGAGCUCCGUGGAUGACCUGCCAUCCGGUACUCCAUCGUUCUCCCAUACAAAGGAACGGGUUCAGGAGACGAAGAACGAUGGCUUUAGUGGCCCAGCCUCGACGGCAAGCAGCCUCUCCGGAUCUCAUGGCCCUGUACCAGAGGAGAACACCCAUGUAAAGACUGGCUCCGGCGAACGUGCCCAAGUUCCGCCAUAUCUUUUUGGCGGCAUUCCUCUGCUUCUUGUCAAGGACAUUGGCGGCGGCGACAACUGGAUCUGGUUCAUUAGCGGCAACCUCCUCGGUUCCGCUGCCAUCUGCCCUUUCGUCGGUGCCCUCUCGGACCUGCUGGGCCGCCGCUACGUUGCGAUCCUCGGCGCCCUCCUUGUCAUGGUCGGACAGAUUGUCUGCAGCGUUGCAAAGAACAUGAAUGUCUUCAUCGGCGGAAUGGUUGCCUCUGGUGUUGGCGCGGGUAUCAACGAGUUGACUGCGCUGGCUGGCACUGCGGAGCUGGCGCCGACCUCCAAGCGCGGCAUCUACAUUGCGGCUCUGAUCCUGAGCAUUAUUCCCUGGUGUCCCUCGGUCUUGUGGGCUCAACUCAUCACUGCAAGUUCGUCCUGGCGCUAUGUCGGCCUGCUGUCUGCCCUCUGGGCUUUUGUGGGACUGGUCAUCGUCGCUUGCUCGUACUUCCCUCCUCCACGUAUCAACUCCCAGGGUCUCUCUGUCAAGGGUGUAGUCGCCCGAGUCGACUUCCUCGGAGGUCUACUAUCUAUCGGCGGCAUAACUCUCUUCAACGCUGGCCUCCUCUGGGGCGGGUAUCAGUAUGCAUGGAACGACGCUCACGUCCUAGCAACGCUCAUAAUCGGCGCCGCCAUGGUGGUCGCCUUCGCGUGCUGGGAGAUCUGGGGCGCCAAGUACCCAAUGUUCCCCCGCCGCCUCGGCAAGAAGCCCCGGACCCUGGUCCUCCUCCUGGUCAUCACCUUCGUCGCUGGCGCCAACUUCUUCGCCGUCAUCAUGCUCUGGCCCUCCCAGGCGUACAACGUCUACGGCCACGACCCCGUCGGCGUCGGCGUCCGCGGCCUGCCCUUCGCCUUCGGCGUGCUGGCCGGCUGCGUCGUCAACCUGCUCCUCCUGACCUGGUCCCGCGUCGGCAUCCGGUGGCUCACGCUCAGCGCCUCGUGCGUCAUGACCGCCGGCUGCGGCGCCCUGGCCGCCGCCACGCGCGACAACAUCGGCGCCGUGUACGCCUUCCUCUUCCUCGCGGGCGUCGGCGUCGGCGGCGUCGUGCUCCCCGCCGCCAUCGCCAGCACCAUCAUCUGCCCGGACGACCUCAUCGCCACCGUCACGUCCCUGACGCUGGCCGUCCGCGUCGUCGGCGGCGCCGUCGGCUACACCGUCUACUACAACGUCUUCUACAGCAAGGUCGUCCCGCUGCUCGCGCGCCACGUCGGCGGCGCCAUGGUCCGCGCCGGCUUCGGCCCGCGCGACCCGCUCGUCGAGGCGGUCGUCCGGAUGACCGGGCAGGCCAUGAUCGACGAGAUCGGCGCUCUGCCCGCCGUCGCCGCCGAGCCGGGACUGUUCGAGAGGCUGGUCGUCGCGGGCCAGACGGGCUUCGCCGAGGCUUACCCCUGGGUGUACUACUGCAGCAUCGCGUUUGGGGGCCUCGCCAUCGUGUCGAGCCUCUUCCUCGAGGACAUCAGCGAGUUCAUGGAUGAUCAUGUUGCUGUUGUCAUCCGUUGA
Thyridium curvatum is the source of this 1746-nucleotide messenger RNA. RefSeq lists its product as uncharacterized. Gene Ontology annotation, biological process: transmembrane transport. Gene Ontology annotation, molecular function: transmembrane transporter activity. NCBI's taxonomy places the organism in Eukaryota, Fungi, Ascomycota, Sordariomycetes, Thyridiales, Thyridiaceae. Bases 1 to 1746 code for a protein of 581 amino acids. Gene Ontology annotation, cellular component: membrane. The record is from RefSeq and is a predicted model, not a curated record. The transcript is spliced from 5 exons.